Molecule: messenger RNA, 2982 nt
Organism: Sinocyclocheilus grahami
Lineage: Eukaryota; Metazoa; Chordata; Actinopteri; Cypriniformes; Cyprinidae
Product: twinfilin-2-like
Exons: 16
Coding region: 260-2128 (622 amino acids)
Cellular component (GO): Set1C/COMPASS complex
Molecular function (GO): actin binding; chromatin binding
Source: RefSeq, a predicted model, not a curated record
UUCUGAAACGUCCGCAGGUGUGGUGGCCAUUUUGUUUACCGCCUUACUACCGCUAGCUUCAUCUCGGCUUCGCAAUCCGGUUCGUUGACUAAUUUUGUCGGCGGGCUUUUUUAACGUGACAAAAAUGUACAUCUAAAACUAUUUUCACUUAAAAAAUUAUCACGAAACACUCGCAACACACAAAACUGAUAAGCCAGAUCCCGAUCUACUCGUUUUUGACUAGACGAUCCCCAGCGCCUGGCCAGGCAGAAAGGCCACAAUGAAGCUCACAGACAAUGUGCUGCGGAGUUUCAGGGUUGCGAAGGUUUUCCGAGAGAAUUCGGACAAAAUCAACUGCUUUGACUUCAGUUCGAACGGCGAAACUGUAAUAUCGAGUAGCGAUGACGACUCGAUUGUCUUGUACGACUGCCAGGAGGGAAAACCCAAACGGACGCUUUACAGUAAGAAGUACGGUGUGGAUCUCAUCAGAUACACCCAUGCCGCCAACACUGUUGUCUACAGCUCCAACAAGAUUGAUGAUACUAUUCGAUACCUGUCCCUACAUGACAAUAAGUACAUUCGCUACUUUCCUGGACACAGUAAGAGGGUUGUUGCUCUGUCUAUGUCUCCUGUUGACGACACAUUCAUUUCUGGCUCCCUUGAUAAAACUAUUCGCCUGUGGGACCUUCGCUCACCUAACUGUCAGGGCCUCAUGCACCUGCAAGGCAAGCCUGUGUGCUCAUUUGAUCCCGAGGGGUUGAUUUUUGCUGCGGGAGUGAAUUCUGAGAUGGUCAAGCUUUACGAUCUACGCUCCUUUGAUAAGGGUCCAUUCGCCACUUUUAAAUUACAAUAUGAGCGAACCUGUGAGUGGACGGGUCUCAAGUUCAGCAAUGAUGGAAAGCUCAUUCUGGUCUCCACCAAUGGAGGAACACUCAGAGUGCUGGACGCUUUCAAAGGAGCCGUGCUCCACUCAUUUGGGGGCUAUAACAACAGUAAAGGUGUCAUUCUGGAGGCCUCUUUCACACCAGACUCUCAGUUCAUCAUGAUCGGAUCAGAAGAUGGCAAGAUCCAUGUGUGGAAUGCUGAGAGUGGAAUGAAAGUAGCACUUCUUGAUGGGAAGCACACUGGUCCAGUCACCUGUCUACAAUUUAACCCCAAAUUCAUGACCUUUGCCAGUGCCUGUUCUAACAUGCUGGUGCUGGGGGCAUACAGAGAGCCACGUCAGAGCUGGGACAAAGACUAUGACCACUUCCUGCUCCCCCUGCUAGACCCCCACGAGCCCUGCUACAUUCUAUACCGGCUGGACACCAAGAACGCUCAAGGCUAUGAGUGGCUCUUCAUCUCCUGGUCACCUGACCAGUCUCCUGUCCGGCAAAAGAUGCUGUACGCUGCCACUCGGUCCACAGUUAAGAAAGAGUUUGGUGGUGGACACGUCAAAGAUGACAUGUUCGGCACAGCUGAGGAGGACGUUUGUCUUCAGGGGUACCUGCGACACGUGACUUCAUGUUCUGCACCAGCACCCCUGACAGCAGCUGAACAGGAGCUACAGCGAAUCAAAAUCACAGAGGGCAGAGUUAAACAGGUGAAAACUGAGAUCACUGUGGACCCCAAACAUCAGACUCUACAGGGUCUUGCCUUUCCAUUACAGGCUGAGGCCAAACAUGCUCUACAGCAGCUUGCAGAGAGACGCAUUAACUACAUUCAACUAAAGCUAGAUACAGAGAAUGAGACAAUUGAACUCGUGCACACCAGCCUGACAGAAAUCCAUGAUCUACCCUGCCGGAUCCCCCUUGAUACACCCAGAUACCACUUCUUCCUCUACAAACAUUCACAUGAGGGAGACUACCUCGAGUCUGUGGUGUUCAUAUACUCCAUGCCAGGAUACAGCUGUAGCAUCAAGGAAAGAAUGCUGUAUUCCAGCUGUAAGAGUCGACUUCUGGAAGAAGUAGAGAGGGACUUCCACCUAGAAGUGGCUAAAAAGUUGGAGAUAGAUAGUGGAGAGGAGCUGACAGGGGAGUAUCUGUAUGAUGAGGUCCAUCCUAAGCAGCAUGCCCACAAGCAAGCAUUCGCCAAACCUCGUGGCCCUGCAGGGAAGAGGGGAAACAAACGUCUAAUCAAGGGAGGUGGAGAGAACGGUGGCAACAGCUAGGAAGGACAGAAAGUGAAAGGAAGAAAGAAAUGAACUUCAGUUGUACCCUAAAUGUUCAACAGCUCCCUUUUUAUGCCUGUUUGCAGGGUAAUUUUUCAUCCUGCAGAGAGGGUGAAGGAAUAAUUGGAAUACUGUGCUCAGUUGUUGUUAAUGCAAAAACAUUUUUUGUUUUUGCUUUCUUUGGCUUGUAUUUCUUUUUACUAAAUGUUAUUAGAUUAGGUGUUUUGAUGUGCAUACAUUUAAGAGAAAAACUCAGGAAUUAAUUUUAUCUGUACAUUUUCUGAGCAUAUUUUUGUUACAUGAUCUCAUACUUGCAUACACACUCAAAACUCAUUAGCAUUUUAAGCAUAUUUAAAAUUGUGAAAGAUGGAUAUGAUAGAUCAGUCAUAUUUAAAUGUGUUUCUUAAAAGUAGAAAAGACGUUUUGUCCAAGAAGCCUUUUUUAAUAACUUAAGCAGUCACAAGUCCUACAGAACCUACUGCCAUUUCAUUAAAAAAAUACAUACACGUACACACUAGAGUCAAAUGUGACACGCAGACAGUAACAUAUAUGUAGCAAGAAUUGGCUAUGGUAAAAGAUUUAGACAUGUGAUUUGGAUUAAUUUUAGGAUUAAUAUUUAAUAUUUUAAAACGAUAACUUCUUUUAUGUGUUUUAUAGUUACAGUUUUUUGAUAUAUAUAAACAUGUCUCAUAACGUCAUUCAUUGACUGACACCAUGGUCCCACAAUAUUUACCGUCAAGUGCAUACUUUUGUGUAUAAGUUUCUGUUAGUAAUCAAAACAAUUCCAAAUAAAACAUUUUUGUAUGACAAAUAUCAAAUUUUUUCCAGCAUUGAGAAUAUAUGAGUGUAUAAUU